This is a messenger RNA of Drosophila serrata, 1347 nucleotides long. RefSeq names its product carbonic anhydrase 1 (gene CAH1). Lineage: Eukaryota; Metazoa; Arthropoda; Insecta; Diptera; Drosophilidae. Gene Ontology annotation, cellular component: cytoplasm. The record is from RefSeq and is a predicted model, not a curated record. Gene Ontology annotation, molecular function: carbonate dehydratase activity; zinc ion binding.
UCAGCGGACUAACCAAACAGUCAGCGUUCCAUAAGUUUCGCGAUUCGGUGAUAUUCCCGGCUACUGGUCCUAUAAAACAAUCGGUGCGAUCCCCAGGGAAAGUCAGACGCGUGCCGCCAUCCGCGAGUGAAACAACCAUCCAAAGACCUCCAGAGUCCUCCAAAAAAAAAACAAUCCAAACAAUCCAUAAGAAGAUGAGCCACCACUGGGGUUACACCGAAGAGAACGGUCCCGCCCACUGGGCCAAGGACUACCCGCAGGCGUCGGGACAUCGCCAGUCGCCCGUCGACAUCACGCCUUCCAGCGCCAAGAAGGGCAGCGAUCUGAAGGUCUCUCCCCUCAAGUGGAAGUAUGUGCCGGAGCACACUAAGAGCCUUGUUAAUCCUGGUUACUGCUGGCGCGUGGAUGUGAACGGCGAGAAGUCCGAGCUUACUGGUGGACCGCUUGGAAACCAGAUCUUCAAGCUGGAGCAGUUCCACUGCCAUUGGGGCUGCACGGACUCCAAGGGCUCGGAGCACACCGUCGACGGUGUGUCCUACGCCGGCGAGCUCCACCUCGUGCACUGGAACACAACCAAGUACAAGUCCUUUGGCGAGGCUGCUGCUGCUCCCGAUGGCCUGGCUGUGUUGGGCGUGUUCCUCCAGGCCGGUGCCCACCAUGCCGAGCUGGACAAGGUGAGCAGCUUGCUGCAGUUCGUCCUGCACAAGGGCGACCGUGUCACUCUGCCCCAGGGCUGCGAUCCCGGCAAGCUGCUGCCCGAUGUGCACACCUACUGGACAUAUGAGGGCUCCCUGACCACCCCUCCCUGCUCCGAGUCGGUCAUCUGGAUCGUCUUCAAGACGCCCAUCGAGGUGUCGGACGACCAGCUGAACGCCAUGCGCAACCUGAACGCCUACGAUGUCAAGGAAGAGUGCCCCUGCAACGAGUUCAACGGCAAGGUCAUCAACAACUUCCGCCCCCCUCUGCCGCUGGGAAAGCGUGAGCUGCGCGAGAUCGGUGGCCAUUGAUCGCCUCAAGCCCGGGUCACCGCCGUCUCUUGGAUAGUCGACGCCUUCGAGUCACACGCUUAGCUGUCCGCACCUCACACAUCAUCGCAUUCAUUAGCGCAGCAGCACCCUAGGAUCGGACUACGCCUCGAGCUGGACCAGCACAUCCCACUGUUCAAUUCUCGUCUCUAGUUCGUACUACAAGCAAGCAUACCGCCUCCACGGGCAUCCGUAUCCGUACUCGCAUCAGUGUUUGUUUAGCUGUAACAUUAAAUGUACGCCUGUUCGUUUGUUUGUUCGUAAAACGUUUGCAAAAUGACAAUUAGAUUAAUAUUAUUAUGGUAUUACAAACUAAAUAUAA